Kalmanozyma brasiliensis GHG001 is the source of this 2301-nucleotide messenger RNA. RefSeq names its product Zn(2)-C6 fungal-type DNA-binding domain protein. NCBI's taxonomy places the organism in Eukaryota, Fungi, Basidiomycota, Ustilaginomycetes, Ustilaginales. The transcript has a single exon. The record is from RefSeq and is a predicted model, not a curated record. Gene Ontology annotation, molecular function: DNA-binding transcription factor activity, RNA polymerase II-specific; DNA binding; zinc ion binding. Gene Ontology annotation, biological process: DNA-templated transcription; regulation of DNA-templated transcription. Gene Ontology annotation, cellular component: nucleus. The coding region runs from base 1 to 2301 and encodes 766 amino acids.
AUGUCCAGACCACACUCCACCUACCACGCUGCGCCAUGGGGCUCCAGCAGCAGUAGCGAGCACAAGCCUUCGCAGCACCACCAUCAACAACACCACCACCACCAGCAGCCCCACCUUGCUCACUCAGCUUACUCGGCUUCAGCAGGUCCUUCCACCUACCGUGCUCUCUCCAGUGGCCACGCCGCCGCUGCUCCCUCUCACCACGCUCACCACUCGGAUCCUUGGGCGCAUCGAUCUGCCUCGGCUGCUCCCGGGCCUUCCUCGCCGCUACCACCGACCUUUGCAUCGCAAGCUCCUUCUGCCAACCCUUCGCCAGAGCAGCCUGUCAUCCGCACCACCCACGUCACCGCUGACGGCACCACUAUCUACGCUGCCACCGGUCGCAAGCGCAAGCGUCUUCAAAAGGCUUGCGUCGCCUGCCACAAGGCCAAGCGUCGUUGCGAUGGUGGUCUCCCUUGCUCCAACUGCGACUUUAGCGGUCGUACCUGCUGCUACUCGGAUGCCAACGGCAAGAUGGUCAUCCCCACUGCUCGCGUCGCCAACGAAGCUGGUCAGUCCUCUGGCUCGUCGGCUGGUCACAGCAACGCCAACCUCCACCCCUCCGAGGCGCUCACCCCUGCCUACACGGCCGUCUCGGCGUCCAGCCCCAACGGCAGCGACUUGUCUGGCCGUCCUCGUGCCAACACCAUGAGCUCCAAGUCGAGCCCCAUGUCCAUCGGCAAUGCCGGUCUCCGCGCCGAGGGCUUGCUCACCAUCGACGACGUCGCACCCGAACGCAGGAGAGAUCUCAUCAGCAUCUUCUUCUCGCAGAUCCACCCCUUCAGCUGUGUCAUGGACGAGAUCUCCUUCCUCCGCGAUCUGUCUACCUCCGAGGUGCCUUCGUACCUGUUGAUGGCCAUGUUCGCUCUCGCCGCUCGCUUCGAGCAGGGCAUCAGCGAGGCGGAGCGCGAACGUCGUUUCGCACAAGGCGAGGGUUUUGCCCGCUCGGCUCGUCGCAUGCUUCAGGACGAAGACCAGGAUGGCUUCACCCUCCUCGACCGACCUGAUGUCGACCUUUCCCUCACCCUCUGCUUCCUCUCCGCUCACGAGCUCGGCAUGGGUCGUCUCCAGCGUGCCCUCUCCUACUCCAACGACGCCGUCCGCAUCAACGCCACCCUCAAGCUCGCCGACGGUCAGCUGCCGCCGGCGCGCAAGAACGCCUACGGUCGCGACUCGUUCUCGUCGUCGUCCUGGCCUCGUCGUGCCACCUGCGAACGUCUCGUCCUCCUCGCCUGGACGCUCGACAUGACCAUCGCCGCGCUCGCUGCCCAGUCCUCCACCGUUCGCCGUUCCGACGUUCUCGCUGCUGCGCGCAACUUUGGCACUUCCGGCGACGAGACGCGCGACGACGUCACAAAGUCUUUUGCGCGUCUCGCCGAGAUUGCUACGGUCUUCGGUCUCGUCAUUGACGCCAACGAGCCGUGCUCUAAGGGUGAGGAUGCGCUCCAGUCGUGGGCAGCCGCGCUGGUCGUCGAGCACAAGUUUGACGACUACAACAUGAAGUCUGCCUCUCGACUGCUUGAGGAGCCGGAAGCCAGUGCCGCUUCGCACCGCGCCUGGUUCUGGGCGCAGAUGCACCUCAUCGCCGAAUGCUCCGUUUUCCUCAUGGAAGCACGUCGUUCGGGUGCCCCGCAAGCUGAUCGGGGUCAACAAAAAGCCGCGCUGGACAACAUCCACCUCAUCCUCUCGGUCCUCAGCAUCACCGGACGCCGCAAUCUGUUCGCCUUCCCCGCCCUGCUCCUGUGCACGCAGUACAGCGGGCGUGGGGCGAGCCCCGACGCGAGUCGAUGGUGGGCAACCGCGCGACAGUGUUGGAACCUGGGCGAGCAGCAGAUUGGUGAAGCGGCUCGGUUUUUUGUGCGACCCGCCAGUGACGCACCCUCUCCAACACGCGGGUCGUCCACCGGUGCCGAGUCGUUGAGACUUCCUCGACUGUCCAGCUCGAGCGUGGGGAGCAACGGCAACUUGCCCAGCAUCGCCAGGUUGCCAUUGCCCAGCUUGAGGCUGUCCCCCGCCCAUUCGAGGAACCGCAGCUCGGUGGGCAGUGAUGAUGGCUUAAGCUCCGGUAGCUCCCCCGAUAGCAGCGCUAUCAGCCCCCGAUCAGCCCCGCUCGAGGUGGGUGCGGAGGAGUAUGUUGCAGCAAGGGGUAGCAGGAGUCCCCCUCUGACGAGUCAGAUCUUUGCCAAGGAUCCCAGGACGAACUGGUCUCCGAUCUCGAGUCUGAGGGGCGAGAAGCGCGGGUUGAGUGCUAUCUCCAGCUAA